Messenger RNA from Colletotrichum higginsianum IMI 349063, 2187 nucleotides. Its product is annotated as Tetratricopeptide repeat domain containing protein. The record is from RefSeq and is a predicted model, not a curated record. The coding region runs from base 1 to 2187 and encodes 728 amino acids. Gene Ontology annotation, molecular function: DNA-binding transcription factor activity, RNA polymerase II-specific; zinc ion binding. Lineage: Eukaryota; Fungi; Ascomycota; Sordariomycetes; Glomerellales; Glomerellaceae. Gene Ontology annotation, biological process: regulation of DNA-templated transcription. The transcript has 6 exons.
AUGGAGAUUUCGGAAACCCCGGAGACUUGGCCGAGCCAUGCUGCCCCUAUCUUUUCUGAUACCAAGACUACGGGACAUGGCCAAGCCCCCUUCUAUCCAACCCACCUUGGCGCGUACGCAGACUCUCAGACGCAGCCGCACUGGGAAGAGUACGAAGGCCUCUCCGGAGCUCGAGUGGCCGCAGUUCCAUUCCACGAGUACUACCAUCCCAUCAACGGCUUGUAUCACUCGGUCGAAGAAUUGUAUCCUUCAGAGGCUCUGGGCUCUUCUGUUCACGCUGGGUGCCUCGAUGAACCAACACUGCAACCGAUGAAUUCAGCGGUUGUUUCCCUAGGAAGCCAAUAUUCCAACUUUGCCAAUCCCUCGCAACUGGCUGGCUGCUACAGGACUGGCCCUUAUCCAACCGCACGUCAGGCAGGUGGUGGCACACUUGGCCCUGAACAAGUAGCGGAUUGUUGUGGACAGCCGAGACACUGGGAAGUGUCGGCUGGGCUUGCGACAUGCUCGACUUGGAUAUCGCCCCCGCCCAGCACAAUGGCGUUGUCCAGCGGCUCGUGUAGUCCUAAGGACAUGUGCAUCGUGACCCCUCGCCGAUGCCCCUUUCCUGAGCAUCAACUCACGGCGCAUGCCCAAGCAUCUCCGCCCCAUGCCAUCGAGCCCGUAACGGCUAGACCGAGCCCCGAGGUUGAAAUGCGUUCCAACUACGGCGCCGCCAGGAAGAGCAAUGCCAUCAUCUCCGGACACGACAAGCCGGCGAGCUCCGAAAGAGCCAAGACAGGUGGUCGAAGAAAACGUACAAUGACGGAGGAAGAACGCCGAGCUAUAGCGGACACUAGGCAGAUUGGUGCUUGCAUCAGAUGCCGCAUGCAGCGCCUCAAGUGCGAUGUCAACCCUGAUGACCGCCAAGGGCCCUGCCUUACAUGUUCCCGAGUCGACAUGAGUUCCGCCAAAGUCGUCCACCGACAGCCUUGCAUUCGAACCAAACUCUCCGACGUCGUCCUAUACCGUGACCCCAACACGGCGAGUGGUGAAACCUGGGGGUCCCCUGCAAAAGUCCCCGGUCCCAGACUGUGGGAUGGCGAUAACACGUACAGGAUCAACCUGGUGAUGCGGGGACUCUGUUCGGUGCCCAUGACCAUCGAAGUGAGGCGGUUCGUGGAAAGCCCCGGGGAUCAAGUCAACUAUAGAUGGCUGGACGAGGGAAGCGGCGAGGUUCGGAAGACUGCCCUCGAGCCAUACGCCCUCGUCAGCGUCAACGAGACGCGCAAAGCCUUUGACGAAUACGUCGAGGCCAACGCCGUCGGCAGCUGGGAGGAGAAGACUAAGAGGGGCGAUGCCAACCAGCUCAUCCUCGACCAUUACAAGAACGCCCUGGAGCACUACAACAGAGUCAACGACGCCGAGAAUGUUGUUGACCAAAGGCUUUUGUUGAAUUUUUUCAAGCUGCGCUUUGCACUUCACGUCAGCAUGCACCCUUCGUGGGUCUACGACAGAAACACCAAAAGCGCCAGCUGUCUGGGCAUGAUGCCUGCCAAGGGUGAUUUCCAUCCUCUGCUCGAUCGGGUCCCGACACCUCCGAUGAUCACCGAGCAGUUCAACUCGAUCAGCCACAUAGUAGUGCUCAAGUACCACGAGCAGGUGCUGGAAGACCUCGAGAAGAUCUGCUGCAAGAAGAUACGGACGUCCUUCUUCACGGUCUACGCCGUCGUGUUCCUGAUGUUGCACGAGCUUGCCGUCAUGACGGAACACCACCGUCUGGACGCCCUACUGUGCCAGGGCAAAGAGCAGCAACCGCGACAAUACGCGUACCUAUCGUACCUCGAAAUGGUGAAGAAGAGCGCCAACAUCCUGUUGCUCCAUUGGCAGUACUACAGGAGAGCACCCGACUCCCUAUGCCCGGCGGACAGCUGGAUCGGCGACCAUAUCACAAAGUGGUUCUGGACGGGGCUCAGCAGCGAGCAUGAGAAGUUUUGCCGAGAGAACUGGCAAAAGAUGAGGGAGAUGCGAGAGGACGUCCGCUGCCCCGAGCAAAAGGACCUCGGCAGCCCCUUUUACUGGAUCUCGCAGAUGUUUGAGGAUGAUUGGUCUUUGGAGGACAUCUGGCAUCGCCAGGGACGCACGAAGGCGGCCAAGGACCCGGACGUGAUGCCGGUCUCCAAGCCUCUCAGAGCAAAACGACGCAAGUGA